Molecule: messenger RNA, 822 nt
Organism: Tetrahymena thermophila SB210
Lineage: Eukaryota; Ciliophora; Oligohymenophorea; Hymenostomatida; Tetrahymenidae
Product: transmembrane protein, putative
Exons: 1
Source: RefSeq, a predicted model, not a curated record
AGAAAUCAAUCUCAAAGUUAAAGUAACUUGUAAGCAGCUCAAAUAUUUAAUCUAUUUUCACACAUCUAUCUUUAUUUGAGGAAUUUGUUUAAUCAAAACAAUGAAAUCUUAAUUUAUAAUUAAAUAUCAGAGCAAAAAAUAUACUUCUAACUCGAAAUUAAAAGAAAAAAACUUUUAUUAAUUAAAGAAAAAAAAAAGUUAAAUAUCUAACAAUUUUCUUUUUAAAGAAUUCUAAUAAAAAUACAAUUGUUAAGUAAAAUGAGCAAAAACUAUAAUAGAUUAACUAUUUCUUUUUUUAUCUUUAUGAUUGCUUUAAAUAUCAUUUACUGUAGGGAUGAUAUAAGAAUGCUUGGUUCAAAACGAGGUGGUGGUAAUACAUCAAGAUCAUCAUCUACAUCAGGUGCUGGUAGCUCAAAUUAAAGUGGAUCAGGAGGGACUAAUUCUACUACUACUGGAGGUAGCUACACAACUAAUGACUUAAUAAUUUAAGUCGUAGUCCCAAUAGUAGUUUUUGUUGUUCUUAUUUUUCUUAUUUGCUUAUGUAAGAGGAUAAGAUUGGCAAAAUAAAAAGUAGUAGCAGCUAAAAAUAUAAAAUUUAAUAACUAAUAAUAAUAAGACCUGAAUAAAUAAAUGCAGGCAUGUAAUCCUAUUCAAUAAUAACCUUAUAAUUAAUAGCAAUAAGGAUUUUAUUAUCCAAACUAAUAUGGAGUUAAUUAAUAAUAGCUCUAAGUAAAUCAGAAUAUAUCAUAUUAAUAAACCAAUUAGGAAUAAUCUUAUUUAUACUAUUAAUAACCAGCUAUUUAAUAAGCAAGCAUUUUGUGA